This is a messenger RNA of Lucilia cuprina (Australian sheep blowfly), 1517 nucleotides long. RefSeq names its product tubulin gamma-1 chain-like. Gene Ontology annotation, biological process: mitotic spindle organization; microtubule nucleation; mitotic cell cycle. The transcript is spliced from 5 exons. The record is from RefSeq and is a predicted model, not a curated record. Lineage: Eukaryota; Metazoa; Arthropoda; Insecta; Diptera; Calliphoridae. Gene Ontology annotation, molecular function: GTP binding; structural constituent of cytoskeleton. Gene Ontology annotation, cellular component: nucleus; cytoplasm; spindle. Bases 68 to 1432 code for a protein of 454 amino acids.
UACUAUUUAUUUGUUCUUAAUUUAUUUAAACAAAUUAUUAAUUACAAAAUAUAAAUUUAAAAAUAAAAUGCCCAGUGAAAUUAUUACCCUACAACUUGGACAGUGCGGAAAUCAAAUUGGUUUCGAAUUUUGGAAACGUUUGUGUCAGGAGCAUGGAAUUUCGCCUACAGGUCUUUUGGAAGAUUUCACCACUGAUGGUUUAGAUCGCAAGGAUGUGUUUUUCUAUCAAGCCGAUGAUAAUCAUUAUAUACCAAGAGCUGUGCUUUUGGAUUUGGAACCACGUGUCAUACACACGAUAAUGACUUCGACCCAUGCCAAGCUCUAUAACCCCGAAAACGUUUAUCUCUCCAAACAUGGUGGUGGAGCUGGCAACAAUUGGGCCUCCGGUUUCAGUCAAGGCGAAAAACUACAAGAGGAAGUUUUCGAUAUUAUCGAUCGAGAAGCCGACGGUAGUGAUUCUUUAGAAGGUUUUGUACUUUGUCACUCCAUAGCUGGUGGCACUGGAUCCGGUAUGGGUUCAUAUAUGUUGGAACGUCUCUCCGAUCGUUUUCCCAAAAAACUUUUACAAACCUACAGCGUAUUUCCCAAUCAAGAUGAAAUAAGUGAUGUGGUAGUACAACCCUAUAAUUCUAUUUUAACAUUGAAGAGAUUAACCAAUUGUGCAGAUUGUGUUGUGGUCUUAGAUAAUACCGCUUUGAAUCGUAUUGCUUCGGAGCGUUUGCAUAUAGAAAAUCCUACUUUUACCCAAAUUAAUACAUUGGUAUCGACCAUAAUGUCGGUUAGUACUACAACCCUGCGUUAUCCUUCAUAUAUGAAUAAUAAUUUGAUAGGAUUGACGGCACCUUUAAUACCUACACCCCAAUUACAUUUUCUAAUGACCGGUUAUACUCCUCUUACUACAGAUAGUGAUCCCAAUUUGAAUAUACGCAAAACUACGGUACUAGAUGUUAUGAGACGUUUAUUGCAACCCAAAAAUAUGAUGGUUUCAUCGGGUCCGGAUAAAGCAAAUAUUCAUUGUUAUAUUUCCAUAUUAAAUAUUAUACAGGGUGAAGUAGAUCCCACUCAAGUCCACAAAUCCCUACAACGUAUACGUGAACGCAAAUUAGCUCAAUUCAUACCCUGGGGUCCGGCCAGUAUACAAGUAGCCUUGUCCAGAAGUUCUCCAUAUAUACAAAGUAAUCAUAAAGUUUCAGGCCUAAUGAUGGCCAAUCAUACUGGUAUUAGCUCCCUAUUCAAUCGUUCUCUGGCUCAAUAUGAUAAGUUACGUAAGAGAGGUGCGUUUUUGGAUCAGUUUCGUCGUGAAGAUAUGUUUAAAGAUGAUUUAUCUGAAUUAGAUAAUUCACGAGAUGUUAUCGAUUGUUUGGCUCAAGAAUAUGAAGCGGCCACGCAGAGGAAUUAUUUGCAAUGGGUGCCAAAGAAUCGGGGGGAGUAAAGUGAAUAACGGGGAUUUUUCUAAUUAAUAUUUUUUAUACAAAAUGUAAAUUCAUCGUAAAUUUUGUAAAUAAAAGAAAAACUAU